GAAAAUGAUAAUGAUACCUGAGAUUGAAUAUCUUACACUACUUAAGAUGAUAAAAGGUAAAUCUGAUUUUAUGCACACCGAGAAGGCACAAACUGACGCUAUGAUAAAGGAUACUCUUGAAGAUCCAAAAAUAAAUGAAGAAACGCGUGCUAAAAAAUAUAAUUUGUUGUAUAAUCAAAGACGACAAUUAAAACAAAAAAUAGAAAAUCGUCCUCACAAAGUAAUAAUUCAAGAUAAUACUGUACCUGAUAUAGUUCCAUACCUUGAGAGUAGUAAACCAAAAAGACCAUUCGAUGAUUUUAAGAAGGAAGAAUUAAAUACGCCUGUGAAUAAAAGAACAUAUUCAAGAAGAGUAUCACCUUUCAAAGGAAUUAUUUCAAAAAGGUUCGCUGACGAUCUGGAGGAAUACAUAGGCCAAAACAGAGAAAAAUUUUUAAUUCACGAUGAUGGGACUUUUGACACAAAUGUUCGCGGUAGAAGUAUUAAGGAAAGUAACUUUAGUCAUGUAAUUGAAUAUAUUACUGGUGAAAGACCGACUAUAUCUAAAGGAUUCAGUUUCCUUUUUGGAAGAAUUGCUAAAGAUCCGCUAGUUAAGGAAAUGAUUCGUGCAUCACGGGGGGAAGAAACCACAUCCGAUGAGAGUAGCAGUAGCCAAUCUGGAAGAGGAAAAAAGAGGAAACGUGUGUUGGUAAGUAUAAAUUCUCAAAACAAGAAAUUUGUACCAAAAAUAUGGGAAAAACUCUAGAAAAACAUUUGGAACAAGUUUAUUAUUCGCUUAACUCGCCAGCCUCUUAUGCGGGAAUUCGUCGUGUUUAUGAAGAAGCGCGUCUUAAGUAUCCCAAGCUAAAAAUGAAGGAUGUGCAUGAUUUCAUGCAUA
Meloidogyne enterolobii is the source of this 877-nucleotide messenger RNA. The record is from the annotation of a GenBank genome assembly. NCBI's taxonomy places the organism in Eukaryota, Metazoa, Nematoda, Chromadorea, Rhabditida, Meloidogynidae.